AUGGAGAACAGCAUGGACGUCUUAGCUGUACUUCUCUUCACUUUAGCGGCUCUGCUCUUGUGUGUCAAAACUUCAGUGGUAUUACUAGAUUCAAACGAGUGUAAUAGAGGAAUCCGAAAUACUGAAACACAGAAACGUACUGAAAAUUUUCCACGCAUUACAGGGAACAAAUUGGAAGCAGAUUUCGAUAAAUGGUUUCAACCCAAUACUGAAGGCGACGAGGACUGUAAUACAUUACUUCGAAACGGCGUUGAAGAACAUAAAUCAGACAUUUGUUCUGGAGAGAUUAUUCCUACAGCAAAAACACCUCCCCUUGAUGUGUUACAAAGUGAAUUAGGUCAUUCAGCAGGAACCCGUGUUGAUUGUAGUCACAUCAGACCUGGGGUGUCAUUUGGACCUCACAUAGGACGGAACCUUCCGGAGCCUGGCACAUGGUUUGGACCUCGUAUAGGACGCAGCAAUCCUGCUCCUGGAACGUGGUUUGGACCUCGUAUUGGACGUAGUUAUUCAGAACCAGGGACGUGGUUUGGACCUCGAGUUGGACGCAGCCAUCCUGGAAAGUGGUUUGGACCUCGUGUUGGACGUAGCUAUCCAGAAUCACAGAUGUGGUUUGGACCUCGUGUUGGACACAGCUAUUCAGAUCCAGCGAUGUGGGUUGGACCUCGUGUUGGACACGUCCAUUUUGAAACUGAACUGGAAAUGUAG
Molecule: messenger RNA, 705 nt
Organism: Schistocerca gregaria
Lineage: Eukaryota; Metazoa; Arthropoda; Insecta; Orthoptera; Acrididae
Exons: 1
Coding region: 1-705 (234 amino acids)
Source: RefSeq, a predicted model, not a curated record